Messenger RNA from Heterocephalus glaber (naked mole-rat), 5142 nucleotides. The record is from RefSeq and is a predicted model, not a curated record. NCBI's taxonomy places the organism in Eukaryota, Metazoa, Chordata, Mammalia, Rodentia, Bathyergidae.
AUGCCCGGCCCGGCCGCGGGCAGUAGGGCCCGGGUCUACGCCGAAGUGAACAGCCUGAGGAGCCGCGAGUACUGGGACUAUGAGUCUCACGUCCCGAGUUGGGGUAAUCAAGAUGAUUACCAACUGGUUCGAAAACUUGGUCGGGGAAAGUAUAGUGAAGUAUUUGAGGCCAUUAACAUCACUAACAACGAGAGAGUGGUUGUAAAAAUUCUCAAGCCAGUGAAGAAAAAGAAGAUAAAACGAGAGGUUAAGAUUCUGGAGAAUCUUCGUGGUGGAACAAAUAUCAUUAAGCUGAUUGACACUGUAAAGGACCCCGUGUCAAAGACACCAGCUUUGGUAUUUGAAUAUAUCAAUAAUACAGAUUUUAAGCAACUCUACCAGAUCCUGACAGACUUUGAUAUCCGGUUUUAUAUGUAUGAACUACUUAAAGCUCUGGAUUACUGCCACAGCAAGGGAAUCAUGCACAGGGAUGUGAAACCUCACAAUGUCAUGAUAGAUCACCAACAAAAAAAGCUGCGUCUGAUAGAUUGGGGCUUAGCAGAGUUCUAUCAUCCUGCUCAGGAGUACAAUGUUCGUGUAGCCUCGAGGUACUUCAAGGGACCAGAGCUCCUUGUGGACUAUCAGAUGUAUGAUUACAGCUUGGACAUGUGGAGUUUGGGCUGUAUGUUAGCAAGCAUGAUCUUUCGAAAGGAACCCUUUUUCCAUGGGCAGGAUAAUUACGACCAGCUUGUUCGCAUUGCCAAGGUUCUGGGGACAGACGAGCUGUAUGGCUAUCUGAAGAAAUAUCACAUAGACCUAGAUCCACACUUCAACGAUAUCUUGGGACAGCAUUCAAGGAAACGCUGGGAAAACUUCAUCCAUAGUGAAAACAGACACCUUGUCAGCCCUGAGGCCCUAGAUCUUCUGGACAAACUUCUGCGAUAUGACCAUCAACAGAGACUGACUGCCAAAGAGGCCAUGGAACACCCAUACUUCUACCCUGUGGUGAAGGAGCAGUCCCAGCCUUGCGCAGAGAAUGCUGUACUUUCCAGUGGUAUCACAGCGGCACGAUGAAGACUGGAAAGCGACGGGUAAUGCGGCAUUGAUGCUUGCCAAUAAAACCAACCACCAAACACAAAUCUUGAAGGAAACUACAGUGUGAUAAAAAGAAAUUCUAAUCAUUCCUUCUAAGGCAAAGAAGAGUAAAGACCUAAAAGUCUGUCAAAAGAAACUCCCCAGUACUAGUCUCCAGGGAGCUGCAGUUGUGCAGUGUGAUGAUGCAUAUAGUUCAGGAUCUAAGGGGACUCUCCCUUUGGAAUGCAUGGGAGAUGAGAAACUCGGAGUUGUUGUACAUUUUUCUUCGUUUAACAGAACACCACUGUUGAUUAACCCGUUCGGUCAACAAGCUCUGAAUAUCUGACUUCCUGUCUAUUCCACUGUGGUCUGGUUUCCUUUCAUGAGAAUUCAGGCUCAAGUUUUAGCAAAACGUCAGCAGUCUACACUGACACACCAGCCUCAUUUAUGAAAAGGAUAUUAAAACAGUGACAGUAUUUUUUUUAAGCUCUUUUACAAAUUCAUGUUUUAUGUAUUUUUUUAUGACAUGAGCUCUCCAAGAAAUGUACCUCAUCCCUGCAGUUUCCCUCUAAAUGUUUUCAUUUGGAAGCAAACUGCAGUCACUUUCACAAAGUCCUCUUUGCUGUCAGGAGACAUCACUUGAAACCGUGAGAUGUUAUGAACAGGUCCAUUGGUCUCAUCAGAAUGUCCCUGCUAUGUGCAUAACUUGGAGCUCACCAUAACCUCUGUUGAUUUGCCUAAUCAUAGAAUCUUGUUGCUGAUUUUUUUCCUUUAGCCUUUUUUGGGGGGCGGGGCAGCCUUCUAAGGAAGACCUCAGCAUUUCCCACCACAUCCAUGUGUGUGCACCUGUUUUAAUGCACUUCUCUGAAACCGUGACCUUUUUAUUCACCAUAACUAAAGCUGGAAAGUCAAUUUUCAGGCAGGUCAAAGAGGGCGAAAACAUCCUAUAAGGACUUAUUCAGGAAAGAUUUGCUGGGGGGAAAAGUAUCGCCACCUGUCUUCCCUCUUUUUACCCACACAACAAUUUCCAGUUGUAAUCAGGGUAAUAGCAGUUUGAACUUGGAUAUGUGACAUAUGAGUAUGUGUGAUAUACUGAUACUGUAUGGGUAAGACCAUCCCAUAACUCCAGCAACUGAGAGGAGAGAAAUAUGCAGGGGACUUGGGGAGAGAAGUGGACCUCCUGGGGCAAGUGUUACAGCUUUGGAUCUGCUGUGCUAACCUUGACAUUAACAAAGAAAGCUAGGUUUUAUUUUUUAAAAAAGAAUAGGGCUGAUUUCAUUUUAGGAACUUGUCAACAACAUGAUUUGCCAUUAGUCCCCUUCCUGCCAUCUACAGAGCCAUUGCCACAGCUCUGGGGACCUAACUUGCCUAGGCUGGAGGUAGAGGUGUCUACCACUGUAUCACACAUAGGAUUUCUUUAUUAACUAUUUAAUAAUGCCAUAUAUUUUUUAAGGUUAGAUUGUUUGAAGCAUCUGUUUACAUUCCAUAUUCCAAUAAAAUCAUAUUGGUAUUGGUAGCAGGUCCUAUCUUUAAAUGUAAAUUCUAUUUUGUCGUUUGGAUGGUGGGAACUUAGUGAACAAGUGAAACUCUUCUUAUAUAUAAGAGUUGAGUUUAUGGAUUAAAAAUAAGAUCCUAAAGCCAGGAAAUACAUUUAGUUAAGGUUCUCAUACUAAUACUGCCUGCCUACAUUGUACAUUCUGUAUCUUGAUAUGUACAUUUUUUUUCUACCUGAAAAUCAAAAAUAAGAUGUGAAUUCUCAGCUGAACCUGUAUCAGUAUGUCAGGCAGCAAAACUCAGUGUUUCAGAUUAUCACAGACCUUCAAAAUGCCCUUACAGUAAGGCAGCCUGAAAUAUUGGUUAUCAGGGAGAUGUGCCACUGUGUGUCUUCCUUGCUCCCCACCCCUCAAGCCUUCCUUAUCACUCUUGGCCUCUUCCCUUCUGCCUUUUGUUUCCCUCCCUCCCUCCUUUCUUUCUUUCUUUCUUUCUUUCUUUUUCUUUCUUGCCUAUCUGGACAAAGCAAGGGGAGCUUACUGGAGGGUCUUGGUUGAGCAGUAACCCCAGUUCUUUCCCUUGGGUACCCCAGCCAUAAUAAAAGCAUCUAGAAAGGAGUUAGACAGUGAGCUUCCACCCCUCUCCUUUGGCCUUCCUAGCUGACCUGCCUGCCCUUGCAUCUGCAGCUACAGCUGUGACACAGCAGUAAUUCUUCCUUUAUAAGCAUACGGUUUACUUUCAUGGCACCUAUACUUUCACCUCUCUUCAUGCCUUAGACUUAGCUUUAAAGUACUUGCUCCCUUCUGGAUCUGGACUUGAUGCCUAGGCUGUUCUUUCCCAAACUGAAGUAGUCUAGUUCAGACCUUUUCUUUACCUGUCUCUAAAUCCAUUUUGUGUCCAAAUGGACCUUUCUCCCCUGAAAUUUUAAAAUGUUUACCUGAGUUAGGAGAUGGUCUUGGAAAGUUCCUAAGGAGUGUGUAUAAAUCUGUGUGUGCACGUACAUGCGUGUGUGUAGGAUUGGGAGUCUAGCCUUACAUUUUAGAUUAUGGUAAAUUUACCUAACCCAAUAUCCUUUUCAGUUAGCAUAUUCGUUCUUAAACUCAUCUCAGUAAGUUGCAUUUGUUUGCUUCAUACCUUAUAACAGGAUAAAAGUGCCUAUGACAAGGACUUAAUUAUUUCCUAAAGAAAAGCAAAAAACAUGGGGAACAGGGUCGUGUUACACUGUCAUCUCAGGUACUGCCUGUGUUCAGGAACAUAGACCUGGUAGGGUGAGAACAGAAGCUUCCUGUGCUGAGUUCAGAUCCGUGUAUCAUCAUUGGCAGCCAUGAGUGUGCGUAACUGCAAGGUUGCCUCAGCUGAGAAAUCCCAUGGUGAGAGCGAUACUAAUGAAGCACUAAGUGACAUUCCCUCCAGGGCUUGGUGGCAGCCCACUUUCUCCAGGUUCUUAUCAGCUGACCAUGUUACUCUUCUAUCCCUGUGGGCAGCUGGGUGGAAGAAGCCUUUGAGUACAUAGCAUGGAGCAGGUGUUCUUGGGGCUUUUUACCAAUUAGUGAAGUGCCUAUGCAGUUCAUGAGGCGCUUGGAUGGUCUCUAGCAUGACACUGCUCCAGGCUUAGGGCUCAUGUAGUCCCUUGCAGAGAGGAAAGAACUCUCAUCCAACUGACAACAGGAGACUGAAGAGCUCAGAUCCCUGGGGGCUUGGAGAGAGUGUCUGGCGGAAGGGCAGGUAAAAGAAAAGGAACCAAGGAAAAUGACCUAAAGGUAGAUCUUGAGAAGGAAGCAUACUUCUUGAGAGGGAGAAAUGAGCAGACACUAAGUUUCUGUUCCAGAGUGUGCUCUGGGGAGGACACUGCCCCCUGGCUUGGGUCUUGUGACCCUUUGAAAGGUGGUGCUCUCGAAUCAGGUGCUGAGUUCCAGAGAGAGCUGGUGCUUAGUGUCCCACAGUCUGUGCCUACUCAGGGAAAUGGCUUAGGUUCUCCCAGGUGCUGUGUAGAUGUGAGUGGAAGCAGAGCUGCUUUGGGAGACAAACUUGGAAGAAUUUUUAUAUAUGCAUUGAAAUAAAUCUUAAAGAAUCUAGUUAACAGUUUCCUUUAAUGCUAGUUCAGAUUUAAAGGUUUGUUUAGAAAGCUGUGUUACUGCGUGAGGAUCCACAGGGAAGAACAGAAAUCCCCCUGGAGAUAAAUGAGUGGAUGAUAGCUUACGGGAGUAAUAGCCAAAGUGUAGGUGAAAACAUUCUGAAAGCAGAAGCAGGGUCCUCCUGAGCACACAAUAAGCCCUAGUUUGUCAGUGAACUGAAUACAUCGAAACUGAAUGUUCCACCUUUAAAAAUUAACCCCAGGGUGGGGGUAGCUGGGAGGGGAGGUGGCAAGGAAACCAGUAAUAACAUGCUUUUUGAGCUCUAUGAAUGUGUAAUAAAACACCCCCAAACAGGUAUUACGGAGGCUGGGGGAAGAAAGAUGUGAUGGGAUUAUACAGGUGAUGCAUACUUUUGUGUCAAGACUCAAACAAUGUGCUACAAAUGUGAUACUUAGCCCUGAACUGCAUGUAUUGGGGAUUGUUUAAAAAAAAAACUCUGAAUCAAUAAAUUAACAGUUUUUCA